AAAAACCAAAAGGUGCUGUAUGGAAAUAUUGGAUUACUCUUGAAUCGAAUCAACCAGAAACUAAUAAAUCAAAUCAGUUAGCAACUGAGGGGUUUGAUCAAGAAGAAAUUUAUGAAUCAACCCGAUUAGAAUUAAAUGAAUCAAACCAAGAAACUAAUAAAUCAAACCAACAGGAAUCUAAUGAUGAUAAAAAACCACACCCUCCUGUAAAAUGCAUGUAUUGUCCAAAGACGUAUGAUCGUGGAAUUGCAACUCGAAUGCAAGCACAUUUGGAUAAUGAUUUUUCUAACAACAAUAAUUUAAUAACAUCUAAUCUUAAUAAACCUAAUAAUUUUUCUCAAAAGCGCACAAGAACUACAUUCAUUAAUGAUUUUGCUGAUAGUAUGGAACAAGAAGAUCUCGAAUUUGCAUUAGCCCAAGCAUUAUUUGCUAUGG
Messenger RNA from Dentiscutata heterogama, 435 nucleotides. Lineage: Eukaryota; Fungi; Glomeromycota; Glomeromycetes; Diversisporales; Gigasporaceae. The record is from the annotation of a GenBank genome assembly.